AAAGAUUAGCCCUAACCCUUUUAUUUCCUGGGGAAACAUUGGCUGCAAACUGCGAACCACCACCACACAACCACCGCACCAUGACAAACAACGGGCUUCAGAUGGCAUGAAAAGAUGGCAGAACAGCAGCAACAACAGCAGCAACAACAGCAACAACAACAGCUAUGUCCUCCCCAAGAUGUGAUUGUAGAAGUAAAGGGAACUCGUUUGAAGCACUUUGAACGAGUCUUGAUGAAGCUGUUACCUCAUGCAGAACCACGCUACAUUCCACUUCCAUCAUCACCCCAGAUUUCUUCGCCGUGGCCUCCAUGGGACCAUCUUCCUCCUGCUGCGCGUGUUCAUGGAACCCUUCCUGGUCAACUUUCGAAGCAAGACCGAGCGACUAGGAAAGAAGACCAGCUGGAAUCCAUGAUGCAGUGCAUUUUUGCCUUGAUGGAACAACACCGAAAAGAAACAAAAACUGGCAAAGAUCCUGCCUAUACGAUUGUCGAUUUCGGGGGUGGCUCGGGGCAUUUGGCCAUUCCCCUAGCACUGCUUCUGCCUCGCUGUAAGAUUGUUGUGGUUGAUCUCAAGCGAAAAUCGCUAGACUUUUUGAUUGCAAAAGCGGGGGAGUGCGCCAAGCAAAUAAAUUCACUUCCAGAACAAAAUGGCGUAGUCUCUCACAAGGAUGAUUCCACUUCAACCGUCACUGACAUGGAACCGCAACGAAUCCUUCCUACGGCCAUCUCCAACCUCUACUUCUAUUUUGGCGACAUUGAAUCUUAUCCAGGCACCUUUGAUAUUGGAGUGGCAUUGCAUGUUUGUGGCGAGGCCACGGACGUGGUAUUGCGCAAAUGCGCCUCGCACAAGGCUCACAUGGUGGUAGCACCCUGCUGUGUGGGAAAAACAGCCUCCCAAACCAAGGAUCCCUACGUCUUUCACGCCACGGGUCAAAACGACCGUACCAUUCAGUAUCCACAAUCAAAACUCUUUCAAAACUGUUUGCCCUGCCAGACAGACUGGGAUGCCUUGGCUAAAGCGGCCGACUACAAUCAGAUACUGGAUCUCAAGGAUCGACGCAAUGCUGCUCGAAGGACUGCCAAGGGGUUGUUGGAAUUGGAUCGACAGCUCUUUCUCAAUGAGAGUUAUCCGCACUGCCAGACAGCGCUGACCCGCAUGCAUCCCCUAACAGCCUCUCCUAAACACGACAUUUUGAUUGGCUACUUUCACGAAAGCACAAGCAACAACAACAGCAACCAUUGGUGGUCCGAUUGUAGGACUUCAGAGACAAGCCAAAACAACGAAGAAUGGCAAGAAGACAGAGUUAUCAAAUGGACCAAAGCGCAUCUGCUGAACCCAGGUGCAGCCUCGGCUGACAUACCGGCGACUGAAGCUGGAACGGAGGUGGCAUCGCAAACAGGUCCGAAACAUGAGGACAAAAAGACCGGUAGUAAUAGCGAGGGUAAAGAUAACGGGGUUCACUGGACGUGGCACGAAGAAGAAGAAAUCAGAAUACAGUUGCAACAAAUCUUCCCAGUGUCGACAACCGGUAAUUCGUCCGAUUCAAGUCUUGCACCUUCCUCACAGCAUGAGAUAAGUAAAAUCUCGAAUACGGGCACCUCACAUGGCACCUAUGUUUUCCCAACAAGGCUGGGGAAACGAAAACGCAAGCUGAUUCAUUAUGUGGCGGAAGAAAUGGGUUUGGCUCACUGGUGCGUGGGCAAGAAGCAAAAGGAGAAAACAGUGGCGGUUCGCAGGCGGCACGUCAUUACCGGUACAACAGGGUCUACAGCUAUCGUAUCCUAGCUUCUAAAGUACAGCUACACAUAAAAGCAGCAAGUAAAUGCACGGUCACAUGGCUAGCAGAUAUAGAUAGAUGUUCAUAUGAGACAACAACAAAAGCAAAAA
Messenger RNA from Seminavis robusta, 1887 nucleotides. The record is from the annotation of a GenBank genome assembly. Lineage: Eukaryota; Bacillariophyta; Bacillariophyceae; Naviculales; Naviculaceae.